Messenger RNA from Sphaeramia orbicularis (orbiculate cardinalfish), 2069 nucleotides. It is a transcript of the gene fam124a, whose product is annotated as family with sequence similarity 124 member A. Bases 219 to 1856 code for a protein of 545 amino acids. The transcript has 4 exons. The record is from RefSeq and is a predicted model, not a curated record. NCBI's taxonomy places the organism in Eukaryota, Metazoa, Chordata, Actinopteri, Kurtiformes, Apogonidae.
CGGUGGGCCAGGUCCGUGGUCCGGUGCUCUGUCCCGCCUGUUGCGUGUUGGUCCAACCCUUUGAACCAUCCAGGAGGAGUCACUCACAGCCGGGCCCAUACUCACACACACCAACACCGCUGUCUGACGCUGUAUUUUGGGUUUCCUUUUUUUCUUCCUUUUCUUCGUGCGGACUUUUGAGACGAUGCGCGUAACUGUGGCGGAACCGAAACUCUGAGAUGGAGAAAACCUCCGCGGAAGAUGACUGCGUGGAUUCAGGAGCCGAAACCGGAGGGUCUGAUUACAGUCCUCUGUCCUCAACCAGCAUCUGUGGAGGUGAGUUAUCCAUGGGGGAGCUCCAGGAUCCCUUCCUUGUCAGUAUCCACCUCAUCGCAGACCCUGGCCAGGGCAAGUUCCUGCAGCAUGCUGCAGACUCUGUUCUGGCGUGGGUUCACCCUGAGCUGCAGCUGUUCCGCGUCUCAGAGCGGGCCUCUGUCUCCCAGAGGCCGCGACCCAAACGCCAUCAGAACUGCGACUCAGCCGUAGCUUGCCAACCAGCCCUGGCAGUCAUCCUCUUCCUUCAGGAGGCGUACGGAGGUGAGGAGCACAUCCUGAUGCUGCACCGCGCCCUGCAGAGGCCGCCCUGGCACUACCACCACACAGAGAAAGUCAGCAACGGGAGGCGGAUGCUGCCGCUGACGCCAUGCAGUCAAGACUUCUUCACUCUGACCUCUGGCACGCCACUGUGGGCUGUGCGUCAGGUGCAUUAUGGGAAAGAGAUUGUGCGAUUUACUAUUUAUUGUCGCCAUGAAAAUUACGUGGACAUGGUGCGGCUGUACAAGCUGCUGCUUCAGCGGAGAGUUGCACAAAAGAAGGAGGACUUCUGCUUCUUUGUGGUUUACUCAAACCCAGACAUGGAGAUCCAGUUGUCUUUCAAGAGGCUUCCACGAGGCCAGACCCCGGUGGCACUAGAGUCAGCGGUGAUGGAGGUGAGGGUACGGGACGUGGGAACACUGGUGCCCCUGCUGCCUCACACCUGUAGCCCCAUCAGUGACGUCCGCUGGCAGACUGAGGACUACGAUGGAAACAAGAUCCUGCUGCAGGUCCAAUCAUCUCCCUUCAGACACCGACUGGACCCCUCUCACAUAUCACCCGUUGCCCCUGAAUCCGCCUCGGCUCCGUCCACAUUCACCCGCAGUGCUGCCUCCUACAGGAACCGCCGCCACCACUGCCAUCGGUCCAUGUCCCGUCCCAGAGUCCAGAACUCCCACAGCUCCCUCCCUCUGGCCUGUGACGAGCCUGAUGAGCUGGACCACUGGACCGAGCAGCACCUCGCAGACAGCUGGAGGAACCAGCGCCGGAGCCACCGGUCCAGUUCACUCUUCUCCCUCCCCAACCUGGGCUCAUCCUGCUCCCAGUCCCCCAGACCUUCUCCAGGUCCCCCUCACAGGAGCCAGUCCUUCAACCGGACCUCCUCCCUCAUCCCACCUUUCCGUCUGAACGUGGAUGCUCUCAUUGGAGCAGAGGAGACAGAUGUGGACACGGGGAACAAAGUCAACCCAGAUGGCGACAUGGACCUUUCAGUGGUUUCUGCGUAUCUUAAAUCAGGCCGGCCAUCGUCUGCUCCCCCAGAUGACACUACCCCCCCACAUUCUCCCAGCAUCCCCAAGGCAGCCACGCUGAGCCGAAUGUCCGCUGUCACCAGAACAAACGGCCUCUCCAACAACACCGCAACCUCACAUCCUCAAAACACCUUCAUAAACACAAGCGCUGCUCCAUCCAUGAGCAGCGUUUCAAUAAACCACUCAGACAGCUGCAGCGUCGAAGAGGAAGAUAAGUUUGAAGAAGAAGAGGAAGACCAAGAAUUCUACAUUUGAUCAGCUGCUGUGAGCCAAGAGGACUCACUCUGGACCUGACAGACUUUCUGGAUUAGAGAGUCAACAAGCUGUCCAUACACUGCCACCUAGUGUUUGGUUGUAAAGUUAGAGCAGGGGUGUUGAACUCAUUUUACUUCAGGGUCCUCAUAGAGGCCAAUGUGAUCUCAACUGGACCGGACCAGUAAAAUAAUAACAAAAUAACCUAUAGAUAAU